Messenger RNA from Carassius auratus (goldfish), 1544 nucleotides. It is a transcript of the gene ap2s1, whose product is annotated as adaptor related protein complex 2 subunit sigma 1. Bases 157 to 585 code for a protein of 142 amino acids. Gene Ontology annotation, cellular component: membrane coat; AP-2 adaptor complex. The record is from RefSeq and is a predicted model, not a curated record. Lineage: Eukaryota; Metazoa; Chordata; Actinopteri; Cypriniformes; Cyprinidae. Gene Ontology annotation, biological process: clathrin-dependent endocytosis; intracellular protein transport. The transcript is spliced from 5 exons. Gene Ontology annotation, molecular function: clathrin-cargo adaptor activity.
AGCGCCAACGGCCUCUGCUCGCAUCCUGUCGGGUGAAGAUAGCGGGCGGCUACAGAACCUAACCCAGUCUGAGGCUGCUGCUGUAUUUCGUAUUUAAAUCCAUUAAACAUUGAUUGAAAUAACUCAGGCCACCGUGAACGAUAAAUACCAAGCAUAAUGAUCCGCUUCAUCCUGAUCCAGAACCGGGCCGGGAAGACCCGGCUGGCCAAGUGGUACAUGCAGUUUGAUGAUGAUGAGAAGCAGAAGCUGAUUGAAGAGGUUCAUGCUGUAGUGACAGUCCGUGAUGCCAAGCACACCAACUUUGUAGAGUUCAGAAACUUCAAGAUCAUUUACAGGCGGUACGCGGGCCUGUACUUUUGCAUCUGUGUGGAUGUGACGGACAAUAAUCUGGCUUACCUGGAAGCUAUUCACAACUUUGUUGAGGUUUUGAAUGAGUAUUUCCACAAUGUGUGUGAAUUAGAUCUGGUCUUCAAUUUCUACAAGGUGUACACCGUGGUGGACGAGAUGUUUCUGGCAGGAGAGAUCAGAGAGACCAGCCAGACGAAGGUGCUCAAGCAGCUCCUCAUGCUGCAGUCUUUAGAGUAACGAGCCUGUCAAUCAAUCAACCACCAUUACUACAGGCCCCGCCCACUUCCACAGGCUCCGCCCACCCCCGCUGCGGCCAAGCCUUAUUAUUUUUCUUGCUGAAAUACAUCCGCUUACAUUUCACCUUCUCUUUAAAAUUCACGUCCACGAUGAAGGACGUUGCCUUUCUUUUCACAUCCGCAAGUUUAUAACAUUUUACACAUUUCACAUUUAUAAAACCUCCCUGGUUAUUGACCUAAUUGUUCUUUGGCAUAGCCAGAGUUGAAUACUUCAGCAAUUUUACAGCACAGUAGACUUCAGUGUCUCCAAGCCCAUUCAUUAACACUAACACAGAUCACAGCAUCACACCGGCCAAAAUCCUCCGAACCCAAAUCCAUGGGCUGCACUAAUAUAUACAACUUUUAUCAAAUAAAUCCAGCUCAGUUCAUGAAAUAUUCAAAUCAAAUGUUAAGAAUCUGUGAAGGUUGUUUUUUGUAUCGUGUACAUAUAGCUACGUUAUAUAUGCAUCUGUUUUAAAAUGUAAAUGUUAUGAACUAACCAGUCAUUCCAGGCAUCUAAAACACUCAGUUUCUGCUCGUUGUAAUUGCAUUAAAGACUGUUGUCUUGGUUUUAUGGAGAACUCGAGCCAGCGAUUAGCGAGCGCUUUACAGAACAAGGCUGAGUGGAAGAAUGGAGCUCAGAGGGAAAAGGACAAAAGAUGGUCUACUUUUAAUUUUCUCUUUUGUGGCGCCAGGAGCUCUAUAGCAACUGCUCGGCCUCGAAUCAUUCCCUCACAGAUCGAUUAAUGAGUUACUAUGAGACUCGGUCUUCAUUUUGUGUGUAUGUGUCCCUUCUGCCUGUUUGUCCCCGUGAGAUUGCAGAGUAAAAGAUGAUGUAAGUGGUGUUACUCUCGCGUGUGUUGCUGUCAGUGUAUAUAUAUAUCAAUGCAGGUAAAUAAAAUAUAUUACAACUACUUAAAA